Molecule: messenger RNA, 819 nt
Organism: Laccaria bicolor S238N-H82
Lineage: Eukaryota; Fungi; Basidiomycota; Agaricomycetes; Agaricales; Hydnangiaceae
Exons: 9
Coding region: 1-819 (272 amino acids)
Molecular function (GO): phosphatase activity
Source: RefSeq, a predicted model, not a curated record
AUGCGGGUUCCCGAUGAAAAGCUUACAUUCUGCAUUCAAGGUGGGAACGGCCCGUGCAAGGACGUGACCAAGUUCUUGAAGGUGAAGGAGCCUGCAUUGGAGAAGUGGACCUUCCAGUUAGACCCAAAGACUUCCACUGUCGUUAAUGUCGCUUCGAAGGCGUACCGUGCUUCUCCUACAGUGGCGGAGGCCCAACCAUCGCCAACUGACUCGCUCAUAAACCUGCUACUCAACGCACAGCCAAGAGUGUUCUCUUCUUCGUUGGCGAUGGCCAUGAUCACCGCUGCUCGUCUCAUUGUGCACAAGUCCAUCAACGGCAAGUACCAGUUCCUCAUGCAGAUGGAUCAGAUGGACAAUCUUGGCUUCCGAAUGACCCAUUCCAUCAAUUCGUUCAUCACCGACUCUGCGACUGCCCUGUACACUGGAAAGAAGUUGACGGUCAACGCUUUGGGCGUUUACGUCGAUAGUUUGAAACCAUCGCUGAGCUUUUCCGUCAUCGCUUUGGUGCUUGGAAUUGUGCCGACUGCCUACAUUGCCGACGUGACUUUCGCUAGCCUCUGCUCAUACACUGGGGAUCGUGGUCAAUAUGCCUCCAUCGUCACCGAGUACCUUUACACUCAACUCAAUAUUUGCAUGGCCUACCAGUUGCCAAGGACCAAAUGUCAUCUUUGGAGGAGGCGUCGAGCAAUUCAUUGCCAGAGAAGGCUCCCAAGUGGUACCGACUUCUACAAGGUGUCCCAAGUGCAAGGCUAUAACGUCAUACACAACAACACCCAACUCCAAGCCGCCGGAACCAAGGACAAGAUGUUGGGCAUCUAG